Colletotrichum navitas is the source of this 1210-nucleotide messenger RNA. RefSeq lists its product as uncharacterized. The coding region runs from base 372 to 1007 and encodes 211 amino acids. The transcript has a single exon. The record is from RefSeq and is a predicted model, not a curated record. Lineage: Eukaryota; Fungi; Ascomycota; Sordariomycetes; Glomerellales; Glomerellaceae.
CCUCUCGACCCCAGAAAUAGCCAUAUUAGAGUCGAGGCUUGUGGAGCACGGCCCACCCUGUCAACUCCCAGCGUUGCCCUACGCCACGAGAUUACGGCCAGCUCGCAGAUGGGCUCUUUCAACGACGUGCACGCAUCGAGUGCUAUCGCACAUGUGGUCCUGCCGCCGCCCUACCUAGUCGAGCCAGAGCUUUCCCUUCCGGCUCCGACAUCCGGGCUGCUGUUGUCGCAGGUCUUCCCUUUUAGGCACACCUAGGAGAUUCCCUGGAAUUACUAAUGCCCCUUGGAGACAAACGAGAGAGCUGCUCAUCUCGGUUGUUAUGAACCACGUUGCGCUGUGCAAGGCAGCGACCACCUCUUAUCCCUCAACUCAUGCCGACCCAUACCCAGUGCAACAUUGACGGCUUGUCGCCGAACACCGAACAUACCGAACCCGUGCUCGUUCCUGCUCUGUGGCUUACGCCUCUCUGGGCGCCCGAGGCGUGGCGUCAGCUCGACCGAUUCACAAGACGCCACAGCAAGCGGGCUGACGCCCUUCCCUUAAGCCCAGAUCAGAUCGCCGUUACUAAAUGGCACAUCAUCCGCAUAGUCAUUUGUGACUACUCGUACUCACUCUAUGGACCGUGUUGCCCAGCUAUUCACCUACCAGCCCACCACAUCAAAGGUGGUCGCUUCCCCGCACCGACGACAGAGACAGGGAAAGCACCCGGUCUAGCUCUGUUUUCAGACCCAACGGAAUGCCCAUAUCAGUAUCACCUUGGCCCUCACCAAACCGUCGCUCAGAGAUUCGAUAACGCCGACGCCAAUUGUGGCCCUCGGACAGUAACAUUGCACCUUCGGAGUGAUUUGAGAUGGCUCCUGCACAGAGGAGCUCUUCGGUCGUUAUUCUGCCCACCAGCUUCGGCUCGCGAAAACGAGGCAGCCCGUGAUGCCGCAACGAUUGUCGAGUGCGAGACAGCUUCAGGGGCAUGGCGAAACCACGGUAUAGGCGGGCAUGGUUUAACUUGACGCAGGCCUCUGCGAGACGCCAGCAUGCUUCGCCCCGACCCCGGCGAACAGACACCACAGCUAAGUAUGCGGUUGAACGAACGGCCGCGAAGCUUUGCGCAUCAACCAUCAGAACGCGGAACGGAGAUCCGACUGGCAUGCGACUACAGCCCUGCUAUGACAGCCACCGAGACACCAGGUGGCAGUGCCUGUUGGCGACAUAC